AUGAAGUCUCCAAUCUUCUCCUGCUUUCUUAUCUCUGUGGCCGCAGCCCAGAGAUACCUGCCCUCGGAGCAAAUCGAUGUCCAAUCCAGCCUUCUUUCUGAUCCUAACCAGGUCGCUGGCAACACUGUUGACUACAUCAUUGCGGGAGGUGGCUUGACGGGCCUGACCAUUGCGACCAAGCUGACUGAAGACCCCAACAUCAAGGUCCUGGUCAUUGAAAACGGCUUUUAUGAGUCCACCGAUGGAGCUAUCACUGAGGAUCUGAACGCCUACGGAGACAUUUUUGGCACCACUGUUGAUCACGCCUACGAAAUUGUCCCUCAAGCGACCAACAACCGAACCGAGAACAUUCGCUCGGGCAAUGGCCUUGGAGGAUCAACUUUGAUCAACGGUGGCUCCUGGACACGUCCCCACAGAGCCCAGAUCGAUUCUUGGGAGAAAGUGUUUGGCAACAAGGGCUGGAACUGGGACAACCUGUUCCCAUAUAUGAAUAAGGUCGAGAUCGCCCGUGCUCCGAAUGAUGUCGAAAUUGCCGCUGGUCACUACUAUAAUGCUUCCUGCCAUGGAACGAACGGCACCGUUCAUGCUGGUCCCCGUAACACCGGAAAGGCCUUUUCUCCGAUAAUCAAGACCCUUAUGGAUUCUGCGAAGGAACGUGGUGUCCCUACCCAGCUAGACUUUCACUGUGGGGUCCCUCGCGGUGUUUCUAUGAUUCCCAAUACGCUACACGAGGACCAGACUCGUUCGGAUGCUGCACGCGAAUGGCUUCUGCCCAACUAUAAGCGCCCAAACUUGCAGAUUCUGACUGGUCAGUUUGUUGGAAAAGUCCUUAUCAAUCAAACUGCUUCUGGUCACAAAGCCGUUGGUGUAAACUUCGGCACCAACAAGAAUGUGAACUUUGAUGUAUACGCCAAGCACGAAGUACUUCUAGCGGCCGGCUCUGCUGUCUCCCCUCGAAUCUUAGAAUACUCAGGUAUUGGCUUACAGUCUGUACUCGGUGCGGCCGGUGUUCAGCAAAUUGUUGAUCUCCCUGUCGGUCUCAAUAUGCAGGACCAAACCACCACUACCGUCGGCUCCCGUACCAAACCCUCCGGUAAUGGUCAGGGUCAGGCCAUCUAUUUUGCUACUUUUAAUGAGACGUUUGGGGAUUACGCACCUCAGGCUCACCAGUUACUCGACACCAAGUUGCACCAGUGGGCUACUGAGACCGUUGCGCGAGGUGGUUUCCACAACGUGACCGCUCUUGAGAUCCAGUAUCAGAACUAUCGUGAUUGGCUGGUCAAUGAAGAAGUCGCCUAUGUGGAACUGUUCCUUGAUACUUCCGGCAAGAUCAACUUUGAUUUAUGGGAUCUCAUUCCAUUUACCCGUGGUUCCGUGCAUAUUAAGGGCAACGACCCCUACCUGCGACGCUUUUCCUACGACCCUAAGUUCUUCAUGAAUGACCUAGACCUUCUUGGCCAAGCUGCUGGCUCGAAACUCGCGCGCGAGAUCUCCAACAAUGGUGGUAUGCAGACCUACUUUGAUGGCGAGACUACACCUGGACUCAGCUUGGCCUACGAUGCCGACUUGGACCAGUGGGUAGAUUAUGUCAAGCAGAAUUUCCGCGCAAACUGGCACGCCGUCAGCACCUGCUCGAUGAUGGCGAAGGAGCUUGGUGGAGUUGUUGAUUCUGAGGCUCGAGUGUAUGGUGUCGAAGGUCUUCGCGUGGUCGACGGCUCGAUCCCGCCGACUCAAGUGUCUUCCCAUGUCAUGACUGUCUUCUAUGCCAUGGCUUUGAAGAUUUCUGAUGCCAUUCUGGCAGACUACCAUGCCAAGUCUUCGAUGCACUGA
This is a messenger RNA of Penicillium canescens, 1830 nucleotides long. Its product is annotated as GMC family oxidoreductase. The coding region runs from base 1 to 1830 and encodes 609 amino acids. The record is from RefSeq and is a predicted model, not a curated record. Gene Ontology annotation, molecular function: oxidoreductase activity, acting on CH-OH group of donors; flavin adenine dinucleotide binding. The transcript has a single exon. NCBI's taxonomy places the organism in Eukaryota, Fungi, Ascomycota, Eurotiomycetes, Eurotiales, Aspergillaceae.